GCUGGACGCAGCCCUGCGGCGAUUCGUACUCCCACCCGUUCACGUAUCAGGGUCACGUCACAGGAUAGCCCAAAAUCAGCUCAAGCCAUGAAGCACGGACCGCCACCGCUGAGCGGCACCAAACAGAUGCUGCCCGGUUUCGUCAACUCGUUCACCCAGAGCAAAGGGAAGGAGCCUGCCCCUCAAUUGUUCGGCCGCAGUGAUGGCAGUAGCGCGGAGGACCAGGCGGGAUUCUUCAGUUCACAUCCAUCGCCUCCGAGCAGCCCAACUGAUGGAAAGGGCCUUCCGGCAGGGCCUUUGGACGUUCAUAUGGAUUCGGAUGACAUGGAGUACACCAAUGACGGUGGUGAUGGUCAGGACGCGGUCAUGGGCACCGCUCCGACCCCGACUCCGGCAAUUGGCGCCAGUCAGUCCGAAGGCCCACUGAUAGAAGAGAUCGAACCUCCUGAUUGGGGGUAUGAGCUCCAACGGAUCAUGUUCUCCCAUCGGGCACGAGCGACGGCGACAUUCACUCUUCAAGCACUCAUUGGAGUACAUCUGGGUGAUGAUGCGACCGAUAUCACGAAGGCAAGCCAUCACCAUGCUUGCGCCGCCAUCCUCCGUGUGCUCGGAAGCGUCCCCUCGGAUGAGUUGCUAGACGAUAUGCUGGUUGCUAUCUCGGGCGCCUUAUUGGAUCUGGUCGAAAUUCUUACUGCGGUGCACGCGAGUCGCGCAUUGGCCUCACUGUUCAACCUGUUAACCGUCCUCAUAUGCUCACUGCCUUCAUUCAUUUCUUCCUUACUGAUGAUCGGUGACGGUCUUCCAACCCCACGCGCAUUGACCGUGCUAUGUGAAGCAAUCCGUUUUCACCUUGACCCCUCCAGAAGCUUUGAUGCGUCUCACGAGGAUCUGCUCAACGAGUUAUUCAUCGUCCUGGGCCUCAUAACAUUGUCCACCCCCGACCAUUUGGAAAGCAGUUUGAUGAUAUUUCCCCGUACCCCGGGCGUGCUUGAUCUACUCCUCGACGAUCGCCACCCUGAUUGGGUUCUGCGUCACAACACGCAGCUGCUGGUAAACCUUGCUAGCCGUCCGCGAUUGUUUCGCUACUUGCUAUCAUUCCCCGGGGCCGACGCUGGGGAUGCAGGGACUCCAACGGACUUUAGCCAAUUACCGCAUAUUGAACGCAUGUGUGCUUACCUGACCGACAGCUCCCGACGUGGAGACAUGAUGGCCGCGACACGCUCAUGUGUGCUAGAAUUCCUGGCCUUGCUAUCCGUGGCCCACGAGGAUGCGCGAACCAUACUGUUGCAGUCGCACGCGCUCAUCCCCUCGAUCAUCGUCUUUCUUACGUUACUCGCAUCGAUGAUAUGGGAGGAGCAGGAAGAUAUGAUACUCAACUCGACCGUGGCCCAAUCAACGGCCCGUAUGUUGGUCCAGGCACUCAACUUGCUGCACUAUUUGGUGUUCGCGUCCGACCCCGCGUUUGACCUCCGACAGAAGUUGAUUCAAGCGGCGCAGCUGCGACCGUUCAAUGGUUUGACACAUAUGUUCAUCGUCACCUUGGGACGACUGAGUUAUGCGGACUGCCCGGAUUGGCUCGAAGGGGACGAGUUGGAACAAGGCGCAGAAACCGCUCGGGAAUUGCUUGAUUUGGUGGUCGAAGGUCCCGAACUGGACAGUGUCUGGGCCGCAUUUCAACCGGGUGAUGAAGACGAAAGCUUCAUUGACGACGAAGAGCAGGAGGCACGUAUGUUGGAGGCUAACGAGAUCUGA
This is a messenger RNA of Punctularia strigosozonata HHB-11173 SS5, 1752 nucleotides long. RefSeq lists its product as uncharacterized. The record is from RefSeq and is a predicted model, not a curated record. The coding region runs from base 88 to 1752 and encodes 554 amino acids. Lineage: Eukaryota; Fungi; Basidiomycota; Agaricomycetes; Corticiales; Punctulariaceae. The transcript has 8 exons.